Molecule: messenger RNA, 9714 nt
Organism: Cherax quadricarinatus
Lineage: Eukaryota; Metazoa; Arthropoda; Malacostraca; Decapoda; Parastacidae
Source: RefSeq, a predicted model, not a curated record
UAGCAACACCAUCUAGUGUGAUGGAGUAUGACAGACACCAUCUAGUGUGAUGGAGUAUGAUAGCGACACCAUCUAGUGUGAUGGAGUAUGACAGACACCAUCUAGUGUGAUGGAGUAUAAUAGCGACACCAUCUAGUGUGAUGGAGUAUGACAGGCACCAUCUAGUGUGAUGGAGUAUGAUAGCGACACCAUCUAGUGUGAUGGAGUAUGACAGACACCAUCUAGUGUGAUGGAGUAUAAUAGCGACACCAUCUAGUGUGACGGAGUAUGACAGACACCAUCUAGUGUGAUGGAGUAUAAUAGCGACACCAUCUAGUGUGAUGGAGUAUGAUAGCGACACCAUCUAGUGUGAUGGAGUAUAAUAGCGACACCAUCUAGUGUGAUGGAGUAUGACAGGCACCAUCUUGUGUGAUGGAGUAUGAUAGCGACACCAUCUAGCGUGAUGGAGUAUGACAGGCACUUUUCACUCCUAUACAUAUUGAAGGAAGCUGUUGAAUUACAUUGGGUCCCUUACACUUUUGUUUUUAGUAUUAUAAAUGAUAUGCAAAAAUGACAUAUUGAUAAGACGUCCACUACAAGUAUUUUUCGAUGGAUAACUAAUUGUUAACUUUCACCCUGGGUACACAAUAAUAUACAUUAUCGUGCACAGCUGCAGCGGUGGCAUGUCCGGUAGGUUCACCAGUGCACGGUUUUUCCACUGGCUCAGUAGCACUCUCCACCACCAGCCAGCCUUUACAAGCGCCAGUGUAGUCACAGUUCAUGUCAGAACAUUAUCAUACAUGCUUAACACUCCUAUGAAAACGAGAGGAAGCCAAUAUACUGGUUUAUAUUAAGUGUGGUGUGUGUGGUUAGUCUGGCACAUCCUGUGAACAACACUCCAUGUACUGCUCCGGAGCAAAAGAAUCGUCUGGACUUUCUUCAUUUACAUUUAUUCCAAUGCUGUCUAAUUCCCACAAUUUAUGCACUGGCUCAACACCAUCCUCUAUGGAAGAAUUAUGCUGGGACACUUGCGGCGCUGAUCCCACAUACUUCCAUGAUACAAGGAUCUCUGCACUCCUACUUGUGGAGCUGAUCCCACAUACUUCCAAGAUACAAGGAUCUCUGCACUCCUGUAGCAAGAAGUAAUAAAUACACUUAAAUAAGAACCUCAAAGUUUUACCCAAUUAUGUAUUAUUAUUUAAUAUACGAGAGGUAAACAGAGACUAUGAUUACAUCCCGUGUUACUCAUGAUGGUCCUGGAGAGGCUGAUCUUCGUUACUUCAAAUUGUACAAAGUGCUAGUCACUGAGGGACGCAAUACUCUUUACUUAAUAUUUCUCUGGGGGUGUAAUAGGGAUUUGACUAAAUCUCUAAAGCAGAACCUAAUAGAUAAAGGACUAACUAAGAGAGACUUUAAAAAUAUGUUUAGAGAUUCCACAAUGAGAGAUAAAAUAGACAGCAAUCCUUCAGGGGAUGAGUUUGAUAUUGCUUUGUUGUAUGCUUGUAUUGAAAAUACCUGCAUUAAUCUUGCUCCCAAAGGACAAGACGACUGGAUAGCGGGAGAUAAUACAAAAUUGGAGUCUGUUUGCAAAUCCAUUAAAAACUUCAGGAACGAAUUUAUUCAUUCACCGCCUAGCAUUCCUGAUGAUGGAGAAAUGAAUACUAUACUUCAAAAGCUUCAAGAACAUCUAGAGAACGCUAUUAAGUUAGGAGGAGACUACUACGGUCGCCAGUCAGAGGUUGACAAUAACAUUCAGCUAAUGCGUGACAACAUUGCUAAAAUAAUGAAUAGUGUAUCUUUGGAUAUUGACAGUAUUCACCGAUAUCAAAAUGAACUAAAAGAACUGAGGAGCAAGCAAAAAAAUAUAGUAUGUGAAACGGGAAAAAAUGAACUUUUUUCAAAAUAUAAGAAUUUAUCUAAGGUUGAUCCAGCAUCAUUUAUUUCUGGAAGAAAUACACUGCAGGUUUCCAAAGUUUUUACUCGGCUUGAAGUAGCGCGAAACCAAGUCAACAAUGCCAGUUAUUCUGAAGAUGUAGAUUAUGAAACUCUGUUGGAACUAAGAACAGAAGAUGGAAGUAUGCCAGUAAUUACCCUGGUGGAAGGAGAGGCUGGUGCUGGUAAAACAACCUUGGCAAAACUAAUUCUUGAUAAAUGGAUGAGUCUCAAGACCUCUGGGAUAUCACACACCUUUCACGGGCUCCAUAAUUAUGAUCUAGUCCUUUAUACUGAGGCUAGGAAUCGGAAUAUAUCCAGUUUCAUAGCUUUGCUCUCAGUGCUAAUGUCGCAAGCAUCGUAUAACUUACAUGAUGAAGAUUUACUAAGAUCUGUACUUGAUCUCAAGGUUUUGCUUAUACUCGAUGGAUUAGAUGAGUUAAAUACAGCCUCUAAAAAAUUGCUAAAAGAAUUAUUUGAUAAACAUGUACCAAGAAGCAAUGGUAAGCUUCGCCUCUUGAUUACCACUAGGCCAAAUAUGCUUCCUGAAAUACCCAGCUUACUUCACAACCAACUCAGGGUACACACCAGGCUCAAAGGAAUCACACAGGAAAACAGAGUUGAGUUUAUCAGAAAACUUCACGAAGAAAUGAUCAACAAUAAACAAAGUAUUCAAAGUACAGAAAAAUUAGUUGACUUCAUGAAGCAGUCAGAGACACGACUUAGUGAGCACUUCCGUUUACCACUAAACUUGACUCUCUUGACAUACUUGUGGGCCUCUGAUCCAGAACAUGUCAACUCACUGACAACAGCCACAGAUCUCUAUAUUUCUUUGAACAAGCUGAUUAAAUCCCGCUUGUUGACAAGGCUCAAAGAAAAUAACGGUGUUGUUACGCUUCCUUCAGAUAAGCUAGAAGAAAAAUGUGAUGAGUUCUUGAAAACAUUAUACCAAGUGUCCUUAGAAACCCAUUCUCUCGGGCACAUACAGCUGUCCUUUGAGUCAACCAAAAUUCUGCGCGACAAGUGCAAGGAGCUGGAGUUACCUUGUGAUGACAUGUUUUCUGCCUUUCUUGCUGUGGAAAAUGAAUGGACUGCUUAUGGCUACAAGAGUGAUCUCUUCGUUCCACACAAGAGUAUAAUGGAAUUUUAUGCUGCUAAUAAAAUUUUAUUUUAUUUAACUGAAAACAAUGAUGAGGAAGCUGUACAAAAAGCAGUACAAGAUAUGGGUCAAAAACUUAAUGUAUCUCAAGAAAUGCUUGAAUCAUUUCAGGCUAGUAUUUUGAAAGAGAAAAAAACACAUAAAUCACUGAAGGACGCAAUGAAAAAUCUUGGAAUUGACUUAAAUUCAGUCAAAUUAUCUGAUUACCAGAAUGUGUUCUUGCACCUAAGUGGACUUUUGGCUCAUAAAUAUUCCACUGUCUUAGAAAAGUACGCAGAAGAACUGGUGGAUUUACUAAAAAAUGCAAAAUUGAAGGAAGCUCAGUGGCUGGACCUGGUAGUGGAGACCAAGUGUGACGACAAAAUGGCCGCCCUCAUUGCUCAUGAGAUUAAACUGCAACUUGUAGUUCGUGAUGGUCACACUGGAGCAGCACUCAAGAUGUUUGAUUAUUUGGAACCGAAUGUUCCUGUACAAAUAAUCCUGGAAAAUGAGGUUCGUUACAUCCCCCAACUGAAUGAACUUCUGGAUGAUCUUUCUAGAAGGGAGUGUUUUGUUCAGCUUAUUCUGAAGCACCAGUGGAAACACAACCAGUAUGGCACCUCUGAUUCUCUCCUUCAACGUUUGGUCAACGAAACAGGAAAUUCAGAAUGCCGAGUGUCACACUUCACAGGGAAUUUGCGAAGUCUUGCAGAGAUUCCUGUGACCAUAACACAUCUGCGCAUCACCCUAGUGAACGAUAAACAAGCUACAGUGAUCUGUGAGGAGCUGAUUAGAUUGGUCAAGAAACAGAAACUUGACUAUCUAGGUGUGCACGUGAUGAAAGAAGUGUCACCUAAAGCCUUAAUCCCACUGCCAGUGGUGAAGGCUAAAGUUAAUGAAUGUGAGACACUGUGGUUGUCUGACGUGAAGGAUGACCAGGUGGACAAGGCUUGUGUUGUCAUCCGUGCACUCCUCCCACCACAAGGGCAGUACCAGAGUAUCAUGUUCCCUCGAAGCAGCAUACAUGUUAACAAGUGUGAGGAACUGUUGAGUGAGCUGGCGAGGCUGGAGGUGCGGGUCAAGGACAAGGGUGGGAUCCGCCUCUCGUCUCCUGCCAUUGAUAACAACCGGUUGUACGAACUUAAGGAACUAGCCCACCAGAAGCUUAAUUGUGAAUUUUACUGUAGUGACGAGUUGAGUAUGUGGUGACGAGGCUGCAACACUACAGAGUACCACGAGGAACCUGGCGUCUUUACUGCUCACCUGCUGUCUACUCUCUUGUUUACCUCAGCCAUAAUAGCAUAAUAAGCAGCGUACCUGGUAACCCACCGAUACAACUAUUUAGUAUGAGUUAUAAGAGUCGGUUACUUUCCUUGUGGACCGGUAACAUUACUGUGCCAAUACCCAAACCUAACCAACAUAAUGUCUUUCGCCCUCUCUCAUUGAUUAACUGUGUAAAACACUGAUAGGAUUGUACAUAAAAGAUUACUAUACAGAAUUAAAGAACACAUGUCUUCCAUUAUUAUUGGAUUCACAUAAGGUUGUACCAAGUUGCCACAAACGUGAACCUUGGGAACGCCGCAACGCACAAAUACACGAGAUUCUUCUCGAUAAUUCAAAUGCUUUCGAUGUUGCAAAUAGAGAAGUCAUAUUGUAUGAACUAGCUAAAAUGGACAUUGGUGAUCUACUUUUACAGUUGAUAUUAUUUUGGGUUGUAAGAGGCGACUAAGAUGCCGAGAGAAAGGGGCUAGUAACCCCUUCUCCUGUAUACAUUACUAAAUAUAAAACAAAUAGCUUUUCUUUUUAGGUUACCCUGCCUCGGUGGGAUACGGCCAGUUCGUUAAAAAAAAAUGGGUAUCGUACUAACUGAAACUGCUGCAUUGUUUCGGGGAUACAAAAGUGAAACUAAAGAAAUGCUACUUGGCACUCCCCAAGGCGGUGUAUGAAGUCAUACGCUGUUUAAUACAUUAAUCAGCGCCCUACUUAAAUCUAUAUCAGAUACCCCCAGCAGUAUCUCCCACAGGAUGGGUAAGGGGUGCAUAAUGAAGAUAUUAAACUAACCGACGAUAUUCUUGACCAUACUAAAGUGCAGCGUGAAAUGCAAAUAUUCCAAUCAUAUACACAAACACACUGUGACAAUUUUGGUCUUAUCAUUUCUGUAGAAAAGCCCUUCCUCUCGUAUAUAUAUACUGGCUCCCUUACCUUCAUGUGUUAAUGUUUCACUAGUUAAUGCUCAGAGUCCGACCGGAACGUCGACAAGUUUCUCCUAUCUGCGAGUUAUUGUCUGGGGUAACCGUAACCAUCAAAAUUAAAAGUUAAUGACAGGUCUGUUGAUUAUGUAGAUCUAUUGAUUAUAUGACCUAUAAAUAUCUAAUUAUUACUGUUCAGUAUACACUAACAGUUGCGAAUAAAAUUAACCAACAAUGUAUAGACAGUUGAAGCUGUCAGAACUGUUGUAGGGUACAGUCUUAACUGGUACAAAUGUUUGAGUUGCAAGAAUGAUGCGUUUAGUCCUACAACACAGUAGUGCCAGUGAAAGACUUCAAGAACACUAAACGAAGCCCCUCUGAAUUAUUCUUGGCUUUUCUAUAAUCACCAAAAUAUUUAAUAUGAGGAGAGAACUAUGUAUAUACCUAGUGUUGCUGAUAGAAUACGUGAAACCCGUAUCAUGCUAUGACUGAAGCUGCUGUCUGGUAAUCAAAACAGUGUUGUCUCUACAUAAUUGCUAAAACACAUCAUUCAUGGGAAAAGUUAAUAAAGAUGGAUUCAAAUAACAGCCACAUAAAAAAUGUUUGGACUACAUGAAGUGUAUUGUGCUAAGAAACGGCAGCAUUUCCCACCUCCCUGGCAGGUAACAGCAAAAGCUGUUAUCUACCACCUAUCCUGGUGGGCGGACGCCAGCCCACCAGGAUAGGUGGGCCGUUAUCUGCCCCGACAGUGCGAUCAUGGUGUAAUAGCACAUAAAAUGCGUGAUAAAGGAAUAACAGGAAAAGUUGGCAGAUGGAUCUGUAACUUCCUAACAAACAGAACACAAAAAAUAAUAGUAAACAGAGUAAAGUCAGAGGCGGAUACAGUGAAAAACUCUGCCCUACAAAAUACAGUUCUCGCUCCCAUCCUGUUCCUCAUCCUCAUAUCUGAUAUAGAGAGAUGUAAGCCACAGCACCGUGUCCUUUGCGGAUGACGCCCGGAAUCUGCAAGAGUGUCAUCCGUCGAAGACACUGCAAGUCUCCAAAGCGGACAUCAACCAGAUCUUUAAGUGGGUCACAGAAAACAAUAUGAAGUUCAGUGAAGACAAAUUUCAAUUACUCGUCUAUGAAAACUCGAGGAAAUUAAAACUGUAUCGAAGUAUUAAACAAAUUCCAACCACACAAUAGAGCGAAAAAACUAAUGUGAAGGACCUGGUAGUGAUAAUGUCAGAGAAUAUCACUUUCAAAGAUAACAAUGUAUCUACCACAACUGCUAGGAAAAUGAUAGGAUGGAUAAUGAGAACCUUCAAAACUAGUGAUGCCAAGCCCAUUUUGAUUCUCUUCAUAUCGCUUGUUCUCUCUAGGCUCGAAUAUUGCUGUACACUAACUGCCCCUUUCAAGGCAGGCAAAACUGCUGACCUGGAGAAUGUACCGAGAACUUUCAGGGCACGCAUAAGUACGAUAAAACAUCUGAAUUACUAAGAAUGGUUGAAGUUCCUUGAAUUGUAUUCCCUGGAAUGCAGGCGAGAAAGAUACAUGAUAAUAUACACUUGGAAAAUCCUGGAGGAACUAGUCCCAAAUCUGCACACGAAAAUCAUUCCCUACGAAAGCAAAAGACUUCGCAGAUGCAACAUCCAGCGAAUGAAAAGUAGGGAGGGUCACGAAUACGGUAAGAGACAACACAAUAAGUGACAGGGGUCCAAGACUGUUCAACUGCCUCCCAAUAUACAUAAGGGGGAUUACCAGUGGAUCCCUGGCUAUCUACAAGAAGGCACUGGACAGGCACCUAAAGUCAGUACCUGACCAACCGGGCUGUGACCUGUACGUGAGUUGACGUGCGGCCAGCAAUAACAACCUGUUGGUCAGGCCCUCGAUCCACCAUGAAGCCUGGUCACGGACCGGGCCGUGGGGGCGUUGACCUCCGAAACCCCCUUCAGGUAUUACCUGGAGUUUACCUGGAGAGAGUUCCGGGGGUCAACGCCCCCGCAGCUCGGUCUGUGACCAGGCCUCCUGGUGGAUCAGAGCCUGAUCAACCAGACUGUUACUGCUGGCUGCACGCAAACUAACGUACGAGCCACAGCCCGGCUGGUCAGGAACCGACUUUAGGUGCUUGUCCAGUGCCAGCUUGAAGACUGCCAGGGGUCUGUUGGUAAUCCCCCUUAUGUAUGCUGGGAGGCAGUUGAACAGUCUCGGGCCCCUGACACUUAUUGUAUGGUCUCUUAACGUGCUAGUGACACCCCUGCUUUUCAUUGGGGGGAUGUUGCAUCGUCUGCCAAGUCUUUUGCUUUCGUAGUGAGUGAUUUUCGUGUGCAAGUUCGGUACUAGUCCCUCUAGGAUUUUCCAGGUGUAUAUAAUCAUGUAUCUCUCCCGCCUGCGUUCCAGGGAAUUCAAGUUUAAGAACCUCAAGCACUCCCAGUAAUUGAGGUGUUUUAUCUCCGUUAUGCGCGCCGUGAAGGUUCUCUGUACAUUUUCUAGGUCAGCAAUUUCACCUGCCUUGAAAGGUGCUGUUAGUGUGCAGCAAUAUUCCAGCCUAGAUAGAACAAGUGACCUGAAGAGUGUCAUCAUGGAUCCAUUAUCUAUCACAAUGAAACGUGUCAAGUUAAACACAUCUAUGGGGAAACUAACAAGACCAGUAGAUUGCAAGAUGGUGUUACUACUAGACUAAGGCUAGGCUAUAAGUAUCUCUGGCAGUACUGUUUUUGUAUGGAGAUCCAAUGACAAAAUACAAAGUGUGUGGAUAGAGACAGGGCCAUACACUGCAGCAUUAUAGAAUAAUAAUAUCUUUAUUUACUACAUGUACAUGUACAAAGUAUACAAGUCUAGCUGACAUCAAUGACAUACUACUAUAUAGAAAUCCGCUUCUUAUGCAGAGCAUUUCGGGCAAAUUAAGUUAAUUUUGUCCCAGGAUGCGACCCACACCAGUCGACUAACAACAUUCAAACAUCCAACGUUUCUGACACACCUUUCACGAUAUAACAAAACACUUCAUUGUUGAUGAUAAGAUAUCUGAUAUCUCGAGGCUGUAUCCGCAUUUCGCAUCUACUAGAUGACAAGUGAUUUUUAUUGCAAUCCAGCAGUAACCAAUGUUUUUAUAGUUAACAAGAUGCCAUUUUUUAAAUUUCCAUAAUGUAUUGUGUACAUUAAAUAUAUGAAGUAAAUGUAAUAUAUGAAAAUAAAUAUUUCUUUUUAUUUUCCUCAUAAAGACCCAUUGUGAUCUCUAAUUCCGUAUUUUUUUUCCGCUAUCACUCGCAGGAUGAACAUGGAGGGCUUAAUAAACAAGCCGUUCAGGAGGUACAACGAAACAAGGAUCUAUUUUAUUCUUAGUGUAAACUGGAUCGCCGGUUCAACUGCGUCGAGCCUUGCCUGAAGAUUCCGUACAUCAAAACCUGGACAAUAUUCCUGAUGCUACAGUACCUGGCAAUAUUCCUGUUACUACAGUACCUGAUAAUAUUCCUGGUACUACAAACUACUACCAGCACUUGUCCUCACUCCCACAUACACUACACAUCUUUGUAGUCUUCCAUGCUCUACGUAUUGUAAUAUCAUUAAUAUGUUCAGGGGAGAACGCUAAACCUACGGGGUCAUGCAGCACCUUGGAGAGGGAGACAAUCAUAUCUCAGUCAGGGGGAACGCAAGUCCCAUUUCUUGGAUCAAGAGCUCCUCACCAGCAUCAAGGCACCCUCCCCCCACCUGCCUUGAUGCUAUAACUCAUACAUACAGUAUACCGAGCAUUUUGGGAAAAUUAGGUCAAUUUUGUCCUCAGGAUGCGAUCCACACCAGUCCACUAACACCCAGGUACCUAUUUCACUGCUUGAUGAACAUGGACAGCAGGUUGUUUCCUUUACCGGGGAUCGAACUCCGGACCUCAGUGUGUGAGCUGAAUACGCUACCAACCGAGUAACGGGACACUGAGCAUUGUCACAUCACUAUUCUUCAAAAAAACCAUAAUGGAAAUGUAUCUGACAUUUUUGGGGGUUAUCCUAGGUAAUUUACACAUAUGUUACUAUGCAAUACAAUUGUAAUAAUCCAAAAAUUGUGUAAACUUGCGCCUAAAUAAACUUAUUGAGUCAUUACCCUUAUAUGUGAGACAACAAGAACAGGCUUUUCUGGGGCCUAUGAGUUGAAGCAUGGCGUCCCGACUCUCCUACCCGCCAGCGGACAAUGAAUAAUUAAGGACAAACGUUGCAGGAAAAGAAAGGAGGGGACAUUCGUCACUGUUACUCAAGGCAUGGGGGUUGGGCGAAACGUCCCCAGUUAGUACUCCAACAGCGGCACAGAAGCCGCAAACUUUGUUCAAAGUGUGAACCUCACGUCAGACUCCAUCAUCUUUGACGUUGUUUAUAGCAGGCGGGAAUACCAACCACAACGCUUCAUUUACAUUGAAUAUACGAAACUUAAAAAUUGUUAUUUAUGUAUUUAUCCGUGCAGCUUCAUAGAGUAUUUAAUGUUUAUAUAAUACAUAUAUACAGUUUUUCUUUU